Molecule: messenger RNA, 1584 nt
Organism: Rhodotorula toruloides NP11
Lineage: Eukaryota; Fungi; Basidiomycota; Microbotryomycetes; Sporidiobolales; Sporidiobolaceae
Exons: 3
Coding region: 1-1584 (527 amino acids)
Biological process (GO): eisosome assembly; endocytosis; negative regulation of protein kinase activity
Cellular component (GO): eisosome filament; plasma membrane
Molecular function (GO): lipid binding
Source: RefSeq, a predicted model, not a curated record
AUGGCAGAGCAACCCGCUUCACGCAUCCAGUCCUUCCUCCAGCGCACGACCGACCGCCUCCCUCCGCUCUCCCAACUCCCACACCUCGCACGCUCCACCGCUCCCCGCCUCGACCCACGCCAGUUACCCGAGACGCUCCCGCUCCAACUGACCAUCAAGGCCCUCUCAGGCGUGCGCAACGACACCCAGUCGCUCGCGAGGGAGACGCAGGCGUAUUCGAAGCAGCUGUAUGUGUGGACAAAGGAGGAGGAGGAUGAGCGAGUUAGGGUCGGAGGGGACAGGGCGGCUUGGUGUGUGUGGAAAGCGGGCGAGUGUGAGAAAGAGUGCGCGGAGAGGAUCGAGCAGGCGAGGGUGGUGUUGAAGGACAUUCGCAACUUUGAGAACGACCUCGUCCCGCGCCGCCGUGCCCACUCGGCUCUCACCUCGAAACUCGCCUCGACUUCGAAAGAGCUCUCCUCUCUCUCCCCCUCUUCCUCGCCCUCGACGCGUCAAAAGCUCACCGACUCUGCUUCGAUACUCGAAUCCGACCUCGCUACGCUCACGGCCGAAAACAGAGAAUACGAGCAGUCCCUCGCCCUACUCAAGAGGGAGAAGUUGAGCCAGAGUUUGGUCGGGCAGUUUGAGGCCAUGAGAGAGUUGGGGGAGAAGCUGGCGAUGGUUGGCAAGUGGGGGGAGGCCCUGGCGCGUGAGAUGGGCCGCGAAGAGGAACAAGGAAUGGAGGAGAUCGCGGCGAGGGUCAAGGCAGGGCUGGAGGAGGAGCUGCGUAGGUGGACGAAGGGGGAGGUGCCGGUCCUCGGUGCGGGUGCGUCCGCGAAGGACGACACAGCGAGCUUGUUGAGCAGGAGCGACACGAAGAGUUUCGGCGACUCUCACGCCGCCGAACUCUCCUCCCUCCACACUCCAAACCCGUUCGCCGACCUGCCGCCUUCCAGCUCCUCUCACGCACCCGCUCUUCCUCCUCGUCCCUCCUCGCCCUCAUCCAUCUCGACCUCCAACACCGCCGCAAUCGCACACGCUACUCUCGGCGGCUCCUCCUCUCCCACUACCUUGAAGUCUGGAGGGUUGGCGCAUCCCCCGCUGCUCGCAACGCUUCACUCGCAGGCAGUACUGGAGACUUCCCCGUCCUCCAUCCCUCCUCCGCUUCCCGCUCGUCCCUCUUCCUCCUCUCCUCCUCCCCCAUCAGGAGCCCUAGGACGCUUGAACCUCUCUCCGACCCCUCACCCACACCCCUCACUCGGCUCUUCCCCUCCUACUCUCAAGCCCCAGCCCGUCCCGCCUCCCACGGAUGGACCGCUCCUUGCGCCAGGGUUGCAAGACCCAACGGUGGCGGAGACUGGAGAACCGAGGAUGGGAACGGGUGGGCCAAGUGAGGGGGUGUUGAGGCCGAGGUGGAGCACUGGAGGGGGAGGAGGGUCGAUGCCAGGCGCUUUUCAUCACGAGGCGGAUGCGGACCCGGCGCAUUGGGGCGACGCCGAAGGAGGGGAGAGGUUACCCUCGUAUGGGGAGGGAGAUGAUGAGGCUGCGAGAGCGCGGGACAGGGCGGAGGAGAUUUUGGUGAGGGAGAGGGAGGGGAAGCGUGCGUAG